This is a messenger RNA of Knipowitschia caucasica, 1926 nucleotides long. The record is from the annotation of a GenBank genome assembly. NCBI's taxonomy places the organism in Eukaryota, Metazoa, Chordata, Actinopteri, Gobiiformes, Gobiidae.
AUGGCUCUGCCCGGAAGUGACACAGUCUGCGCGCAACACGUCACGUCGCGCGAGACCGCAGCUCUGUGUUCGGCCGAGAAAACAACAACAAGAGCUGGUUUCUCUGAUAAACGCUCCGUGGCCUUCGGUGCAGACGGACCGCAUGUCGGGGGGUGUCCUGCGGGGGUGUCCUGCGGGGGUCCAUGGCGCCUAAAGAUCAAGAAUGCACAAGAUGUUAAGGGCGACAUGGACGAUCUUGAAAGUGGUGGGUCACCUGACACACGUGGAGGAGAAUAUUCUGGACCGUUCGAAGCUGCAAAACGAUUGUCAACAGAAAACCAGUCCAACGUUAUCAAGAGGGCAAGGAUCUGUGGCCAGAUGCGGCAGCCUUCUGUAGAUGAAACGGCACGUCAUGAACCUCUUUGUCUCAUCACUGAAGAGAAGCAAGGAUGUAUGCCCGAGAGGUCCAAAGUCUCCCACAGAAAACCGCUUUUCGGGAUUACACAUCGAAUCUCGGACAAGAAGACCGCUCCCAGUCUGGAGCAACAGGUGGGACAGGGCUCAGUGGACCUGCUCAACAGCAUCCUCUCGUCCAAGCUCCAAGGAGCCGAUGAAAAUGGCCUGGAUGACAUUUCCUCCACAGGAUGUCAUUCCGAAACUCCAGUGUAUCCACUGAUUGAGAAAAUGUUUUUUAUUCUUAAUACCCUGAACUCAAGUAUGACCCAAUUGCACAGUAAGGUGGACUUAUUAACUAUUGAAGUCAUGCGAAUAAAGAAGCAGAUCAAACCUACUGAGACGAUGGAGUUUCAGCCUCCUCCAGAAUAUCUACUCACCAGUGAGGAGCUAAAGCAGCUGAUGGAGCAGACGGCCAACGCUGGGGAGCUGGGCUGCAGGUUAUUGGUGCAUCUCUUCCCAGAAGUGUUCAAAGCUAAAGAGUGUUCACAUGACUGCUUCGCCUCCAAGAGAAGCCUGGAGUCUCUGCAUCUGCAGCUGAUCCGUAACUAUGUGGAGGUAUGCUAUCCUUCUGUCAAGAGCAACAGUGUCUGGCAGGAGGAAUGUCUGCUUCAGAUUAAUGACUUUUUUAAUCGUUUUUGGGCUCAUAAAGACAUGGAGAGCCCACGACAGCAGAGGAAGCAGACAGUUACAGGUGCAGAGAUGAAUUCUGAGCAGCCGCAAACCUAUCGCUUCAUCAAUGAACAGGGUUUAGAAAUGGAAGAUCACAUGUCAUUAAAUCACCAGCCAAACAUUGCUUUGACAGAUUUGACACUUGCUCAAUCCUCAGAGGAGUUAGACGAGUGCUCCACUCCAGAGGAUUUUGUUAUUUUUCUAAUGCAUCGUCUGUUUCCUGAGUUGUUUGAAGAGGGAAAGAUUCCAGCUGGAUCCAGUGGUAAGAGUGUUGGACAUCCGCUUCUCGACUCAGAUAAGGUGGAAAUGAUCAGAAAGUAUAUGGAGGCCAAUUUCCCCGAUGUGCCUGAGGAGAGCUGGUUGCAGUUGUGCAUUCAGCAUGUGGAGGAUGCACUUGAAGGUGCUCACAGUAAUGGAAAUGCCAGUGAAUCUGACAAUGUCACAGAUGAAAGCUUUGGCCAUGAGUUCCCAGUACCUUCCUUGUACCUGCUUUCGGACUCUGAGGUGCGGGAGAUUGUCCAGCAGAGUCUCUCCGUUGGGAACUUUGCAGCUCGGUUACUGGUGCGGCUGUUCCCUGAACUAUUCACUCAGGAAAACCUGCGUCUACAGUACAACCAUUCAGGAGCCUGCAACAAGAAGCAGCUGGACCCGGUGCGUCUGAGGCUGAUCCGUCACUACGUGGAGGCGGUGUAUCCAGUGGAGAAGGUGGAGGAAGUCUGGCACUACGAGUGCGUGCCAAGCAUUGAUGAGCGCUGUCGCCGUCCAAAUCGCAAAAAGUGUGACAUUUUAAAGAAGGCCAAGAGGUCGAGUACUGUAUCCUAG